UGAGAUGGCAUCACAGCAAAAAUAAGGUCACCAUUGACAGACUGCAUAUUUUGAUUCAACUGCUUUGUUGAGACUGCAUUUUCACAAAUAGAGAAUGCCAUGGAACCUAGAAUCCAGUAGCCGGCUGCAAAAGGAGCGGCAAAGUUGUACAAAAGGGCAGUAAGCUUUGUGGAUACACAGUUUAUUAAGAUUUAUGGAAAUUCCCAUAUAUAUUCCAAGUUUCAAAAGUUCAAGGACCCUUGUUCCGUAUUUUCUUAAAAUCAUUCUCUUUAGCAAAGAACUUUUCAUGAUGCCAAUUAAAAGGAGAAAUGGCUAUUGUACUUGCCUGGCUGAUGACAUUAUUUUAGGAUAAAUUACUAUUUAAAGCAAUUAUAUCUCUCUUUUAUUUUAGCCCAACUAAUGAUAAUGAUGAUUGGAUUUUCCAUCAGUUUAUAUGUGGAGAUUAUUAACGAAUAAAGUCCUUUUAAGGCACGAAUUAGGAAAACCUUACCCAAUUUGAGAAUGAAAUUGUAGCCCACAAGGGAGACCCAAAAGAAACCCACUUUUAGGAAAAGUGAGAAUGUCUCUUGCCACAACAAAAAGCGUUUAUGACACUUCCAAGUGAUGAUUAUAAAGAGCAAAUCUCAACUCUAGUUCCCAAACAAACCAGCUUUCGUACAAGUAUAAUCACCUCAACACAGAUAAGUAAAAGGCAUAGGACAAUGACAGGGCUGGGCUCUUCGUGCGGAGCAUGCAAAUUCCUGCGAAGAAAGUGCACAAGCGAAUGUGUGUUUGCACCGUAUUUCUGUUAUGACCAGGCUGCAGCCCACUUUGCCGCAGUGCACAAAGUGUUUGGUGCAAGCAAUGUUUCAAAGCUAUUAUUGCACCUACCAGUACACAAUCGAGGCGAUGCUGCUAUCACCAUAUCUUAUGAAGCACUGGCUAGGAUGCGAGAUCCUAUAUAUGGCUGCGUUGCUCAUAUCUUCGCACUGCAACAACAGGUUGCCAGCUUACAAGAGGAGAUAGAAAUCCUUGAGAACCAGAUGGCUAGUCUCACAGUUGGUGUCGCCGGUUUUGGAAGUUCGCCAACAAUCUCAAACCCGAACUGUGAGAUGCUGUUUUCCUUCCAACAAGAUGCCAUGAACACACAAUAUUACCAGAAUCCACAAUCUGCACAGCUAAACCAUUCAGGAUAUACAACUGGGAACCAAACUUUUGAUGGCCAGAUGAACGUGCCACUUACUCCUUUAUAUGGAUGGGAAGACCAAGACAUUUUUUGCAACUCUCACCCACGUCCUUUAGAGAGACUCCUCGAGGAAGUUGACAAAGAGAUCUUCACAUAUUGUUCAUGGCCGGACAGCGGAAACAUCAUCAUAUGAGAAGAUCCAAACUCUUGGCGAAAAUGUUAAUGGCAAGUCAGGGAUUGUGCAACAGAUGUUUCAUGGAUCAAUAAGGAAAAUUUUGUGUUCGCAUCUUUGUAUUUUCAGUUGUGUAGAUUACAACGAUUUCAAGGUCAAGGUAUGAGCUUCCAAAUAAGCAUUUCCA
This is a messenger RNA of Populus trichocarpa (black cottonwood), 1524 nucleotides long. RefSeq names its product LOB domain-containing protein 29. Gene Ontology annotation, cellular component: nucleus. Lineage: Eukaryota; Viridiplantae; Streptophyta; Magnoliopsida; Malpighiales; Salicaceae. The transcript is spliced from 2 exons. Bases 588 to 1358 code for a protein of 256 amino acids. Gene Ontology annotation, biological process: positive regulation of DNA-templated transcription; hormone-mediated signaling pathway. The record is from RefSeq and is a predicted model, not a curated record.